Molecule: messenger RNA, 1691 nt
Organism: Sycon ciliatum
Lineage: Eukaryota; Metazoa; Porifera; Calcarea; Leucosolenida; Sycettidae
Product: 2,4-dienoyl-CoA reductase [(3E)-enoyl-CoA-producing], mitochondrial-like
Exons: 8
Coding region: 82-1080 (332 amino acids)
Biological process (GO): fatty acid beta-oxidation
Cellular component (GO): mitochondrion
Molecular function (GO): 2,4-dienoyl-CoA reductase (NADPH) activity
Source: RefSeq, a predicted model, not a curated record
UUGAAGUCAUUUCUAUCUCUGCUUAUUGUUUUGUGUGAGCUUCAUUCAGGCAGGGUUGUGGUCGCCGUAAUACAAUAAGUAAUGAUGAUUAGUCGUGGCUUCGCUCGGUCGGGUACGAGCGUCUGGAAGCAGUCCUUUCGACAGAUUUCCUCGAGCGCAGCCGUGGCCAGUGAUGGAAACACGAAGCCACAAGCACAUUUCUUCCGACCAGUUUUGCAGCCGAUGCUGAAAGAGGGUAGCUUUAGUGGAAAGGUGGCUUUGGUCACCGGAGGUGGGACUGGCCUGGGUAUGGGAAUGGCCACUAUGUUGUCACUGCUCGGUGCCGAUGUCGUUAUUUCCAGUCGUAAGGCGGAUGUGUUGGAGAAGACUGCGGAAGAAAUUCAGAAAGUCACUGGGCGAAAGGUGUUGCCCUUUGCAGGAAACGUCAGCAAGCCAGGUGACGUUGCAGCUGUUGUUGACGAGUGUGAGAAGGUGUUUGGCCUUCCCACCAUCGUCAUCAACAAUGCCGCCGGUAACUUUGUGGCACCCACGGAGCGCCUGUCAUCAAAUGCGUUCAAGACAAUCAUGGACAUUGUUCUAGUGGGCAGCUUCAACGUCACAUCAGAAGUGGGCAAGCGCCUCAUCGGCCAGGAGAAAGGUGGUAACUUCCUAGCCAUCACCACCACUUAUGCUCAAACCGGCUCUGCCUUUGUUGUACCCAGCGCUGCAGCGAAAGCCGGCGUGGAGGCAAUGACGAAGUCCUUGGCAGCAGAAUGGGGCCGCUAUGGAAUGCGCUUCAACUGCAUAGCACCAGGACCGAUCGAGACCAAGGGUGCAUUUAGCCGGCUGGACCCGACAGGGGAGUUUCGCAAGCUGAUGCUCAACCGCUUGCCCACCGGUCGCCUGGGAGAGAUCAAUGAGAUUUCCAACCUGGCAUGCUACUUGCUCAGUGACUAUGCUAGCUGGGUUACUGGCGAGGUGGUCAACUUUGAUGGUGGAGAGCUGCCAUUCAUGGCUGGUGCUUUCAAUCCAUUAGUCAAGGUAACGAAUGAACAGUGGGAUCUGAUGGAAGCGGCUAUCCGAAACGUCAAGGGUUCAUAGGUUUCUUCUUCGCGGGGUCUUCUGUUACCCCAUGCUGGGCAGCGGGUUUUAUUUCGCUACCGCAAGCUGUGGCUGGGUGUGUGCUGGUUACAUUCUCCCAUCUUAGCUUUCGCUUUUUUUCUGAGCCAUCACAUUCUAUGAUGCUGUGCGUUUUUGCGUUUGGUACAGUGUUGACCGGUGCGGUCAGUGCCGGAGUGCACUGAUCGGCUGUGCUAGUCUUCCCUUAUGUCACAAAGUACACAGCAAUUUCCCUUGACCCCGUUCGGUUCAGACAUCUUGAAAUUAUUUUUCUUUAGCCAUUCAGGUGGAAUAUCCUACUCUAGCAAAUGGUAUACAUGUAUCUACUUACUUGUCCCAAACUUCAUCCACCUCAAUAGCUAUGGUUGAUCCGUACUUGAAAUGAUAUUCGUGACUGCUAUCUGCUUUGGUCCUCCGAAUCAUUUCUUUCCCUGCUUUUUUCUUAAUAGAUUUGUAAGAUUUGUAGCUGAUUUUAGGCCAAGGUUAGCAUUUUAUUGAACUUUAUUCUAUUUUAUUCUUUUCUGUUUGACCCUGAUGAUGGGCCAGGCCCGAAAAUUUGGUGAACAUUUCAAGUGACGUAUGCAGCAAAGAGA